AUGUCCAACUCCCAAGUCGGCCAGAUCUACCAGCAGAUCAUUGAAGAUGUUCUGGACUCUUCGCGCGUCGAUCUCGAGGAGAACGGCGUAGAUGAGAGCAUACUGGAGGAGCUGAAGCUGGGUUGGCAAAAGAAACUCUCGGCACAGAACCUUGCAGCUUUCCCUUGGGAUCCCAAACCUGAUCCUCCCGCGCCUGCACCAGCUGCGGCGCCCCCUCCACAGCAGCCUUCUGCGCCCGCUCCUGUUCAUCAGGAUGUCAAUGCUGCCAACGGAGUUGGCAUUCAGCAGCAGCAAGCUGCUCACCAAGGUGCUCCGGCAUACGCCCAGCCAAGCAAUGGUGUUAAGAACGAGCCCGGUAUUAAGACGGAGCCCGGCCUUGAGCAGAUGCCCAUGCAGCAGCAAUUUUCCAAUCCUGAAGUUCGGGAUCGUGUCAUUAACAACCUCCAGACUCAGUAUGGCUCGAGAGCUGAUGCUACGAUCAACAAGCUUCAAGAGUCCAUCGGCUCAGCAUCCAACAGACCUCAGUACCCGGUUCCACCGCGUCCUGCAGGCCAGGCAGUGCCACAGCAGCCACGUCCCAACCAGAUGGCCAAUGCAGCUGCACAGCAAUACCAGCAGCAAAUGGCUGCCCAACAGCGUGCGCAGCAGUCUGUGCAGAACGGCAAUGCUCCAAAGCCCGCACCAUCCCAAUUCGAUGGCGCAGCUGAGGAAGCUGUCCUCGUCCACCAAGAUGCCACAGGCCAGACCACGGAGCUCGGCCGCGUUGAGAUUGACCGUAUGCUACAUGCACAGCUUGAGGCCAGAGCUAAGGCUAUGGAGGGAGGUGGGCUGAUGGUGCCGCUCAAGCGUGCCGCCAAGAGUUCUGAUGUAUCUUACCAUCGCACCAAAACGACUUCUGGACCUGGACGCUUCGAUGGUGGGGAUGAUGAUGUCAAGUCUGAAGAGGACGAAGAUGCCAUUAACUCGGACCUUGACGACUCAGAUGAUAACGCAGAAGAUGAUGAUGACGACGAUGAUGGCGGUCAAAUCAUGCUUUGCAUGUAUGAUAAGGUCCAGCGAGUCAAGAACAAGUGGAAGUGUGUGCUCAAGGACGGCGUGCUUAGUGUGAAUGGCAAAGACUAUGUCUUCCACAAAGCGUCAGGCGAGUAUGAAUGGUAG
Pestalotiopsis fici W106-1 is the source of this 1158-nucleotide messenger RNA. RefSeq lists its product as uncharacterized. Gene Ontology annotation, cellular component: transcription factor TFIIA complex. The record is from RefSeq and is a predicted model, not a curated record. The transcript is spliced from 3 exons. NCBI's taxonomy places the organism in Eukaryota, Fungi, Ascomycota, Sordariomycetes, Amphisphaeriales, Sporocadaceae. Gene Ontology annotation, biological process: transcription by RNA polymerase II; transcription initiation at RNA polymerase II promoter. The coding region runs from base 1 to 1158 and encodes 385 amino acids.